Molecule: messenger RNA, 1398 nt
Organism: Schistosoma turkestanicum
Lineage: Eukaryota; Metazoa; Platyhelminthes; Trematoda; Strigeidida; Schistosomatidae
Source: the annotation of a GenBank genome assembly
AUGAUAAAAACUGUAAAUACUGACAUAAUAUUCAGUUUUAUCAAUAAACCAACGUUUUUCUGCCCUGUUUUACUACAAAGUUUAUUACAAAUGAAAAACAAGGAGACAAUAAAUCAAUUGACGGAUGAAAUAUCUGAAUACUCGUUUGACGAAACAUCAAGUGAAAGUUCCGAAGGGGGAAGACGAUUCUUAAAAAAUCCAGAAAAACGAGUCCGUAAAAGUGUUGUUCGAAAACAAUCUCCAGCUACAACUGAAGAUGAAAGAACUGAAGAUUUAUUGACUCCGUUUUGUGCAGAUAAAACGUCACUGAAUUAUAAUAAAUAUUCAACACAGAAAAUAUCCAGUGGCAGACCAACCAAUUCAGAGGUUGAGAAGCAUUUAGUCAAUAGUAAUGUUGAGAAGGAAUUGUCAGUGGUACAAAAAUAUGACGAAAACGAUUUAAAUAGGAUUUCAGUUUUGUCUUUCAAUGAUAAAGAUUCAUUAGUUGAUGCCAGUAUAGCUCCUUUAGAAGGUGUACGGACUGAAAGCAGAGCAAGCACAAUCAGUGAUCACUUAAUAUUAUUUGUUGAUGAAUUAAUGAAUGAGAGCAUUAUAGAUUGUGGAAGUUAUCGCUCAACAAGUCGGUUUGACAAAUCAUGCAAUGAAAAAUCAUUGAUGGACGUUGAAGAAGUGAUUGAAUGUGAAAACUCAUGUUCAAGUAGAAUAACGGCGGAUUCAUCGAAUAAAAAGACUCCAUUAGAGAUAUUUCAUCAAGUGGACAGUGAUAGAAAUACAAAUGAAGCUGAUGAAUAUUCAGAUGAUUUUGAAGACGAACAUGAUCCAGUUAGUUCAAUUGAAGAAAAUAUGAAAUACAGUUUCUCUGCAACACAGAAAUCAUCAUUACGUGGAGAAACAAACAAGGCUGAUCAUUCAAAUAAUUCAAAAGUUCAUAAUUCAGUAUCUACGAGUUCCUACGGACAUUUGAAUAAAACGGAUUUACGUGAAACAGCUUCAAGCAAAAAAAUGUCUAAAGACUCUGCCAAAACUCCUCAAAAAUAUGAUGCUAAAGUUCAAACAGUAUGGUCUGGUGAUUUUCCACAAUACUAUAAUGUUCCGCACGUAUUCCCAGUGAUAAAACAUGAAACUCUUCCCAAUCCUAUGAAUGAUACUCCUCUUAAAAUGCAAAGUAUAACGUCAUCGUUUAUAAAUUAUAAAACAUUACACACUUUGACGACUUAUAAUCCUUGUUUAACUGCACUGGAUAAUAUGUUAAAACAACAAAUAAAUCUUACAAGAGAAUUCCUAACAACACAAAGAAAUUUACAUGAAACAAUUAGUAAAGCGAUAAACUACUGUGUUGUAACAAACAAUUAUAAUCAAACAGAAAGAAUUAUGCAAACUACAUUUAAGAGAAUAUAG